AUGAAAGAGCUUACCUCCGAUCAACGCCGCGCUGUCGUCGACCACCUGCUACUUCGUGUAGUACAGGCUCCAUGCAAGCUUCGCCAUGGCGCCAUAAAGGAGGUGGCCCAGAUCUUUGGUCGCACCAGACAGACCAUUGCCGAGAUCUGGAAACUGAAGUACACGGACCUUCCGGCUCGAAUCCGCGCGAUACCACCACAACGGCGGACGACUCUCCAGCGGAUCGCGCAUGCGAUUGGCCUACCCUCGAGCACACUCAAAGACUACUAUAAACGCGGUUUCAUGGUAAAGUAUAAUUCGCACAUUAAACCUAAGCUAACGGGUGACCACAAAGUGGCCCGGGUAAACUGGGCCAUGAAAUUUGUCCGACCCAGCAACAACUUCCGUUUUGCUGACAUGUACGACUACGUCCACGUCGAUGAAAAGUGGUUCCACGCGACGAAGAUCAAAUCCCAAAUGUACCUGCUCCCCAGCGAAAUCCCACCCCACCGCUCAACCCAGAGCAAGCGUUGCAUCACCAAAGUGAUUUUCUUGUGGGAUCAAUGA
Aphanomyces astaci is the source of this 546-nucleotide messenger RNA. RefSeq lists its product as hypothetical. Bases 1 to 546 code for a protein of 181 amino acids. The transcript has a single exon. The record is from RefSeq and is a predicted model, not a curated record. NCBI's taxonomy places the organism in Eukaryota, Oomycota, Saprolegniomycetes, Saprolegniales, Verrucalvaceae. Gene Ontology annotation, molecular function: nucleic acid binding.